Molecule: messenger RNA, 1206 nt
Organism: Venustampulla echinocandica
Lineage: Eukaryota; Fungi; Ascomycota; Leotiomycetes; Helotiales; Pleuroascaceae
Product: putative sporulation-specific protein 2
Exons: 3
Coding region: 1-1206 (401 amino acids)
Biological process (GO): fungal-type cell wall organization
Cellular component (GO): plasma membrane; fungal-type cell wall
Source: RefSeq, a predicted model, not a curated record
AUGUUCGCCAAACAGAUCCUUCUCCCUGCCCUCGCGGCCUGGAGCGUCUCUGCUGCCAAUAUCUGCUCCGAGACCACCAUCACCCUCAAUUCCGCUGCCGAUGCCGCCGCUCUCGCCAGCUGCUCCACCAUCGCAGGCAGCAUCGUCCUCAGUUCGACUGUCUCCGGUGUGGUCAGCAUCGAUGGUCCUCAACAAAUUAAGGGUGAUAUCGUGUGCGAAGACGCUGGCCAGUUGACCAGCUUGGGCAGUUCCUCGAUUGGCACAAUUGGCGGUACCUUCAGACUCACCAACUUGACCCUUCUGUCCACACUCUCCAUGUCCGAUUUGACCUCCGUCAAGGCUCUCGAAUGGACCGCGCUGCCUGCUCUCUCGCAGCUCACCUUCCCUUCGGUUCUCUCCAAGGCCAAUGCCGUCCUCAUCACCAACACCUUCUUGAGCACCCUUGAUGGUAUCAACUUGCAGACCGUUGGCACCCUGAACAUCAACAACAACAACCGCCUGAAGACCUUCAGCACCCAAGUUGCAAACAUCACCCAGCUUGUCGACAUCUCUUCCAACGGUCAGAACCUGGAUGUCAGCUUCCCUAACCUUAUCUGGGCAGCCAACGCCACUUUCAGAAACGUCUCAUCCAUCAAGCUCCCUUCUUUGGCUACCGUCAACGGGUCUCUUGGAUUCUAUGGAACCAACUCCGAGAGCAUUAUCGCACCCAACCUGACCACUGUCGGUGAUAUCACCAAGAGCGCCUCCGUGGGAGGUAGCUUGGCAUUGGUUGCCAACUCUGCGCUUUCUAACAUCUCAUUCCCUGUCCUCAAGUCCGUUGCAGGCGCUGUCCAGGUUGCCAACAACACAGCCCUUAGCGCCAUUAGCUUCCCAGCUUUGGAGACUGUCAAUGGUGCAAUUGAUUUCGCCGGAAACUUCUCUACCCCUGAGCUCCCAGAGAUCAAGGACGUCAAGGGCGGUUUCAAUGUUCAAUCAACUGUCAAGAUUGACUGCAGCAACUUCGAGAGCAUGAAGAACAAGAUUAUCCAGGGAACCUUCACCUGCAAGACUACCGCCGACGCAAAGAGCGGAGUUGGCUCAUCAACCGGAACCAGCAGCAGUGACAGCCCCACCUCAUCCAAGAAGAGUGAUGCUGGAUCAUUCGGCGUCAGCGAGGCUGUUGCCGGGUUCUCAGUCCUCGGAGGUCUUCUGCAGAUGUUGUUGUAA